UCAAUGAAUUCCCAAGCGACAUCUUCACAAAUGAGGAUCGACGGCACGGAGCAGUAUUCUUGCACGCUUUCUGUGCUGUCUACAUGUUCUAUGCUUUGGCGAUCGUUUGUGAUGAUUUCUUUGUCCCUUCAUUGGAAAAGAUUUGUGAACGUUUGCAUCUCAGUGAAGAUGUUGCGGGAGCAACCUUCAUGGCGGCUGGCAGCUCUGCUCCAGAACUCUUUACCUCUGUUAUAGGUGUGUUUAUCACAAAGGGAGAUGUUGGGGUCGGAACCAUUGUUGGCUCUGCUGUAUUCAACAUUCUCUGCAUAAUCGGUGUUUGCGGCCUCUUUGCUGGGCAGGUCGUCGUUGUUUCAUCCUGGUGUCUCCUGAGGGAUUCAGUCUACUAUACCUUCUCUGUCAUUGCACUUAUUUUGUUUAUUUAUGAUGAAAAAGUUUCCUGGUGGGAGUCCUUAACGCUAGUGACGAUGUACGCCAUCUACAUUAUCAUCAUGAAGUUUAAUGCCAGCCUACAGCACCUCUUUGAACGAAGAACAAAGAACGCUACGAACAUGGUGAACGGAUUAGCAAACAACACUGAGAUUGAUGACAACAGUAAUUGUGAUGCUACAGUGGUAUUGCUAAAGAAAGGUAACUGUUCCAGCAAUUUCCAUCGCAAAGCUUCUGUAAUCAUGGUGGAUGAACUGCUGUCUGCCUAUCCACACCAGCUUUCCUUUUCAGAGGCUGGGCUCCGGAUAAUGAUAACGAGUCACUUUCCUCCCAGGACCCGGCUCUCCAUGGCCAGCCGCAUGUUGAUCAACGAGAGGCAAAGACUGAUAAACAGCAGAGUGUACACCAACGGGGAGUCCGAGGUGGCCAUCAAGGUCCCUAUCAAUAUCAAGCGUACUGUGGAGAAUGGAUCUGGGCCCAGCAAUUCUGCCGACAGAGGUGCGAGCGGAACCAGAAGAGAUGAGGCUGCAGCUGAAGCCGGGAAUGAAACCGAGAACGAGAAUGAAGAUAAUGAGAAUAAUGAGAAUGAUGAAGAGGAGGAGGAGGAAGAGGAAGAAGAGAGUGGCCCUUACACACCCUUUGAUCCGCCAUCAGGAAAGAUGGAAGUUGCCAAGUGGCUGUUCUCCUGGCCCCUGUGUCUCCUUAUGUACUUCACAGUACCCAACUGUAAUAAGCCCCGCUGGGAGAAAUGGUUCUUGGUCACCUUUGCUUCUUCUACCCUUUGGAUUGCAGCCUUUUCCUAUGUGAUGGUAUGGAUGGUCACCAUCAUUGGCUACACGUUGGGUAUUCCAGAUGUGAUCAUGGGAAUCACCUUUCUGGCAGCUGGAACCAGCGUACCAGACUGUAUGGCAAGCCUUAUUGUAGCAAGACAAGGCAUGGGAGACAUGGCUGUGUCGAACUCCAUCGGAAGCAAUGUCUUUGACAUUUUGAUUGGCCUUGGCCUUCCCUGGUCCCUACAGACCCUAGCAGUAAACUAUGGCUCCUAUAUUCGAUUGAAUAGUCGGGGACUUAUCUAUUCUGUGGGCUUGCUGUUGGCAUCCGUUUUUGUCACUGUGUUUGGUGUUCACUUGAACAAGUGGAAGCUGGAUAAGAAGCUGGGGGGCGUGUGCCUUUUCCUCUAUGGCAUCUUUUUGUGUUUCUCCAUCUUGACAGAAUUUAACAUCUUCACUUUUGUGAACUUGCCUAUGUGCAGAGAUCACUGAUUGUGUGGAUGAGACUGCUGAGAGGCAUCUCCCUUCAUUACUUGUGCAAUAUGAAUGGUGUUUGACAUCUCCAAGCAGUGUGUGGUGCCAGAAGCCAUGAAGGACACCCUCCUUGCUGUCCAUCAAAGCCCUCUUCCUGUCUGGGUUGAGCCUCUCUCUAAACCAGCCCCUUCACACAAAAAAUAUCUGGAAACUUCCUGCACUGAUGUGAAGAUUUACAAACUCAGAUAUUGUGAACUGUGAUUUGGAGUCUAAGCGAACUAACUUCUACCUGGCACUGAGCCAGAAAAACAGAACUGCUACUGUUGUUUCUUCUUUUUAACUUAUUUGAUGGAAGACAUAUCUAAUUUAUGAACUGAGACUAUUGCUAGGUGACAAAGAAGAGGGUACAUUUUGCUGGGUGCUUUUUUUGAGGAAAACAGAAAGAAUCUCUUUCAUUCUCCCCUCCCGCCCCUGAGGUCGACAAAUUUCUUGCAGCUUCCUUAUCCUUCUGAGUGCUCCAUUCAUAGGACAUUUCAAAAGACAGAAAUGGUGAUAUGGGAGCUCAGUUCCAGGUACCUAGUAUUGGAGUGCAUCUUCUGUUUAUUGAAAGAAAACAUGGCAGAUAGGAGUACAAAAUGGCUUCCUUACAGGAAACAACGUCUCACUCAGAGGGAUUCAAGAGAAGCCCCAAGUGAAGACAGACUAUAGACAUGAACGCUGCUGCUGUUUUAUUCAUAAGAUCAGAAUCUGAUUGCUACGUCGUUUGUUGUAUUUCCAAGCAAUAGUUAUCACCUUACCAGCCCUGGAAGGCUUAAGAGGUGGAGCCCUGUUUUUUUAAACUUUCAGUAGUUUGAGAUGCAAGGUUGGAUACAAAGCCCGGAUUGACCUCUUAGGGUUUCUUAAUAUUAAUCGUUUCUGUAGCACUUUUAAUUUGAAAAUUACUUUGCAACCCUUACCUUAUUUGCCCUGAGAACAAUCCUAUGAGAUUGUCACUAAUAUUCCCAUGUUUCCAGUGGGGAACUGAGUCUGAGAGAAAAUGGUAUGGCCAAGACCGAUGGAUAUGUGAGUCCAUACAGGGCCAGCGCUAAAGUGUCCGGCCCCCUAGGCUAGGCUAACUUCCGGUGCCCCCUCCCUGCACUGAUCAUGUCACUGAGUCAAAUGGGGAGCACCCAGUUUAGUACCCCCAGAAUUGCCCUAGUGGUCCAGGUCCGCAAUGAAACUCUUAUCGAUUGGAUGAGUGCCUCUUGGUAUACCGGGGAUGUGGGAAUAGGGGAAGGGUAUGUAUAGUUACUUUAUUUAAAAAAAAAUUGUAGACACUGGUUUCUGAAAGGCAUAUUUUGCACAGAUAUUAUUACCGAUGUUAUCACUUGCCACUCUGUACGGGAUACACUGGACUUGGAAAGGGAUUUUCCCCCUCUCAUACAAUCAACUGGGCACAAUCCACAAAGAAGGUCAUCUUCAUAAGCCACUUUUCAGGAAGUCUUCCUGGUGAGUCGUGUUGUCUGUCUGUUCCAAAAUUUCUAUUCUCCUGGAAGUUGGGGCAGCCAGGAACCACGGCCCAUUACAGAUACAGGCUACUGAGUAGCUAAAGUGGUGGCGAAAGAUUUGCUGUCCAGUGUCCUGUGCCCCUGUGGAUCUUGUCAUAGUUUUCCCCUGUUCAUACAGCAGAAACAAGGAAUUUCAGGAGAGUUUCCAAUCGGUAUCCAGUUUCCACAGUUAAUCGAAAUCAUGGGAUCAUGACUGUCUCCGUUACAUUUAAGCACUGGGUGUUUCUGCUUUACUUGUAUGUAUGUUUUGUUCGGAAGUGUAACAAUGAAUUUCCGGUGAAGUCAACAUCUGAAUUAUUUUUUCAUAUCUAGAUCACCAACAAAGGUCUUUAGAGAGCCUACAAGUCUGAAGUGUUGGGGAUAAAAGCAGAUUUCUGAGGGGAAAAUCUAUCUAGCCACCAGUUUGCACCUUUUAAGUUUGAUUACUUUAAAAUUCAUUUUAUUUGGUUAAAUAGUGUGAAAUAAAAUUUUCCAACCUGUCA
Heteronotia binoei (common prickly gecko) is the source of this 3699-nucleotide messenger RNA. RefSeq names its product sodium/potassium/calcium exchanger 3. Gene Ontology annotation, biological process: calcium ion transmembrane transport; intracellular calcium ion homeostasis. The record is from RefSeq and is a predicted model, not a curated record. Bases 84 to 1688 code for a protein of 534 amino acids. NCBI's taxonomy places the organism in Eukaryota, Metazoa, Chordata, Lepidosauria, Squamata, Gekkonidae. Gene Ontology annotation, cellular component: membrane. The transcript is spliced from 15 exons. Gene Ontology annotation, molecular function: calcium channel activity; calcium, potassium:sodium antiporter activity.